CCAACAACCAGGUUAUGGACAACUACCUCCACCAGGUUAUGGAUACCCACCACCCCAACAACCAGGUUAUGGACAACAACAACCACCUCCACCAGGUUAUGGCCAACCACCACCCCAACAACCAGGUUAUGGACAACCACCACCAGUACCUCAACAACCAGGCUAUGGACAACCACCAAUGCAAUACCCUGGUUACGGUCAAACAUACCCCGGUUAUAGUCCUCCAGCUCCAUAUGGAGGCUACCCUGGUUAUGCUCCACCCCAAUAUCCAGGUGGUUACAAUCCCUACCCUGGAUAUCCUCCAUAUGGACCCCCUCAACAACCGCCAAGAAAGUACCACGGUUCCAAGGAAUCCGACGCGUCAGAGGACUGGAAGAAGACUGACACUGAUCGUCAACUGGACUACGGGUUAUUUGGAUUAAAAAUAGGCGAUGUGAAUCACCAACGACAUACAACUAGCGAGGGGACUGCUACUUAUAGUACUUUCAAGCAAUCAUACUAACUUACAAUUA
Messenger RNA from Cotesia glomerata, 512 nucleotides. Its product is annotated as protein SRC2 homolog. The transcript is spliced from 2 exons. Bases 179 to 502 code for a protein of 107 amino acids. Lineage: Eukaryota; Metazoa; Arthropoda; Insecta; Hymenoptera; Braconidae. The record is from RefSeq and is a predicted model, not a curated record.